AUAGCACGGCACGGAAGGAGCGGGAGGUGAUGCUGCGGCUGAAGGAGGUGGUGGACAAGCAGAGGGACGAGCUUCGUGCCCAGGCCCAUGAGAUCGUCUGCAAGAGCCGAGACACGGAGGCGCUGCAGGAGCAACUGCAUCGCUUCAUGGCCAUGAACGAGGACCUGCGUCACAAGGUGGCCGUGGUGCAGGCUCAGCUCAAGAGCACGCUGGAGAAGAAGUCGGACCUGGAGGCCGCGAUGCUGCAAACCCAGAGGGAAAUGAGCAGGAGGAGCAGGACCGCCUGUGAGACCCAGCGGCCAAAGCCCAGCCUGGUGAGUCAGACCUUUGGGUGGGCACACCGGGGUCUCUGCUUGCCUGCUGACUCUCUCUCUCUGUCCCCCCAGGAAGAAGCGCCAUCGCCCACAGCGGAGCCGCAGCACCAGGAUGUGGGCAGGAGCCCUGCUCACUGCUGCUUCUCCAAGGAAAUGCUGCAGGAGAUCCUGCAAGAGCGGAACGAGCUCAAGACCAACCUGUUCUUGGUGCAGGAGGAGCUGGCCUAUUACCAGCGGGAGCUGCUGAACGAAGAGAGAGUUCCCAGCCUUUUCUUGGAUGCGAUGAAGUCAACGAUCAAAAGACAGAGAAAAAAAAUCAGAGCCAAAAUGCUGGGAACGACGGAGGAGUCAGCGAGCAGCGAUGAAGACGAGGGCUCCUGGCUCCCAGCUCGUGGCACAGACUGCGUGGAUGCUCAGCCGCCCGAAUCCAAAAUUAGGAGCUUUUUUGGGCUGUGGUAUCAGGGCAGCAGCAAAGAUCCCCCCACAUCCAGCUGCUCCGGAGCCUGGGAAAUCAUCGACUCGCUGGACACACGCAAAGGGCUGGGGCUGGCUACCCUGCACCGGACCCCGGAGCCCCCUUCAGGGGUCACCUACGACGGGGAGCAGGGCUACAGGGGCUGCGGCGCUGGGGUGGCAGCGAGGGCCAAAAAUAGCCCGUGCGGUGGCAUUCCCUGCCUCCCCCUCCCCGCCAUGCCCCUGACGUCGUGA
This is a messenger RNA of Leptosomus discolor (cuckoo roller), 1022 nucleotides long. The record is from RefSeq and is a predicted model, not a curated record. Lineage: Eukaryota; Metazoa; Chordata; Aves; Leptosomiformes; Leptosomidae.